AUGUGGAAGACUUAUGAAAAACGUGCUAAAACUAAAGCAGCACAUGAGCUGGUGAUGUUGAGGGAUAGGGGUGCUGUCGUGGUGUGCUUAGCAAAGAAUGGUGGUGCAUCUAGCAACUUUGACUAUCAACUGGACAGUUUUACCCCUUCUCUUGAAUUGAAGCUGAAAGUUUUCACCGUGAAUGAAAUGCAACAAAAAGUGGUUAAAGGAGAAGAGAGAAAAAUUGCUAGAAAGGCAGAGGAUUCAAGAAAUGAGAACCGAACUCCAUUGAUGGCUUUGAACCACAUUUCAAGGCUGUGCAGAAAUGUGAAGGAAUCCAUAGAUUUCUACACAAAGGUGUUGGGAUUUGUUCAGACUAAGAGGCCCCAAGCUUUGGACUCUAAGGGUGCAAGGUUGUUCAACUAUGGAGUUGAUAUCCACUUGGUUCAGUCCAAAGAAGAAGAUCAGAGAUUGCCUUCCAAUUCUCAACACUUAGAUCCCCAAGAGAACCAUAUAUCUUUUCAGUGCGAAGAUUUGGAAGCAAUGGAGAAGAAGUUGAAGAAGAUGAAUGUGAAAUUCAUGAAAAGGACUAUAGAGGCAGAAGAUGGCACAUUCUUUAGCAGUCCCAUGUGCAACACCACUAACCAAAGUUUUUCUUUGAAUUAA
Messenger RNA from Vigna angularis (adzuki bean), 645 nucleotides. RefSeq names its product glyoxylase I 4. The transcript is spliced from 3 exons. The coding region runs from base 1 to 645 and encodes 214 amino acids. The record is from RefSeq and is a predicted model, not a curated record. NCBI's taxonomy places the organism in Eukaryota, Viridiplantae, Streptophyta, Magnoliopsida, Fabales, Fabaceae.